Triticum dicoccoides is the source of this 2611-nucleotide messenger RNA. Its product is annotated as disease resistance protein Pik-2-like. The record is from RefSeq and is a predicted model, not a curated record. Bases 790 to 1710 code for a protein of 306 amino acids. Lineage: Eukaryota; Viridiplantae; Streptophyta; Magnoliopsida; Poales; Poaceae. The transcript has 3 exons. Gene Ontology annotation, molecular function: ADP binding.
GUAGGUCUCCACCUUCGUCGACCGCCGGCACCCUCUUCCAUGGACUUUUCGCCCCAAUUAAUUUCGGCCGGUCGGCGACGACCACUUCUCGCGGUGCUGGUGCCGAUGGGAGGCAUGAUUUAGUGAAUGAAUUGAUGCUUGCGCGUCCUGUGCUUGUCAUUCCAGCGAUAUGCCAGUGGCGUUCUCACGACCGAGUCAUCUGCACCUCACCUCUCCCUCGUUAAAUUUGUAGCUCUUCCCAAUCAACCGAUAUAUCUCUCCAGCUCUCAUCUCAAUCAAGUGUGGUUCUUGUUCUUCCUCAUCUCCACCGAAACUCCCUUGCUCUCAUCUCCGUCCCCUCCAACCUCCACCGAGCGCUGCCUUGUUGGUGAUCUAUUCUCAUCCAACCUCCACUGACUGCUCGGCCCUGCCAACUCACCGCCAGAGACCUUGGACACCCGUGGGAUCGAGUGAAGCGACCUCCACGGAGAGAGAGAGAGAGAGAAACCGCCGCGGCCGCUGUGUUGUCCCUCCAUACCCAGAUCGAUCAGGUGCGGUGACCCUCACGCCUCUGGUGCGCCGUCGCUGUGUUCUGGAACGCCGUGAAGCAUCAAGGUAGGCUUGGUCCAGAUCCCACAGUUUGGAUUGGCAACUCGGUUCUAGAGCUCGUUGAAAUUAAAGCUUCACACUUUUUCCAUUGGAUUACAGCUCCCGUUAAUUAUACUAAGCUUUAAUUUGGCACCUCAGUUCUAGAACACGUUCAAGACCUUAUUCAUCGGAUUGAUCUAGAGAGCUCGUCCUCCUGCUAUCAUGAAUAUUGUCACGGGGGCCAUGGGCAGCCUUAUCCCCAAGCUGGGUAAGCUGCUCAUGGAUGAAUACAAUCUGCACAAGAGCAUCAAGAAAGAUGUUGAGUUCCUCCGGAAGGAGCUUGAGGGCAUGCACGCUGCUCUGGCCAAGGUUGGUGAGGUGCCACGUGACCAGCUCGACAAGCAAGUCAAGCUCUGGGCCGAUGAGGUCAGAGACAUCUCAUACGACAUGGAGGAUGUCGUCGACAAGUUCCUCGUACGUGUCGACUGCAUUGAGCCUCACGACAACACCAACAGAUUCAACGGGCUCAUGAAGAAGAUGGCCGACUUGUUCAAGAAAGGCAAGAAUCACCAUCAGAUAGCUGACGCCAUCAAGGAAAUCAAGGAGCAACUCCAUGAGGUGGCUGCUAGGCGUGACAGGAACAAGGUCGAUGGUAUUGCUCCUAAUCCCACAACAGUUGCUAUUGAUCCUCGUCUUCGGGCUUUGUACACAGAUGCCACAGAGCUGGUUGGAAUUUAUGGGAAGAGGGAUCAAGGCCUCUUGAGGUUGCUCUCCAUCGAGGACGGCGAUGCAUCUAGCAAGAGGCUGAAGAAGAUCUCCAUUGUUGGAUUUGGAGGGUUGGGAAAGACCACUCUUGCUAGAGCAGUAUACGAGAAGAUCAAAUGUGAUUUUGCUUGCAAGGCAUUUGUUUCCAUCGGUCGGAACCCUGACAUCAAGAAGAUUUUUAGGGAUAUUCUUGUUGAUCUUGACAACUCUAUCUCAAAUCUUGCAAUAUUGGAUGAAAGACAGCUUAUCAACAAGCUUCUUGAAGUCCUCGACAACAAGAGGAUGGAAGCAUGGCGCAUACGUACGAUGCAGCAUCUACUAGCAAAAACAUGCAGUACCCCAGGUCGCUCCCGCGGGUGGCCCGGGAGCGAACCCUAGCCGCCGCCAGCGCAGGCCCCUCCGGCCCCUCCUUCCCUCGCCGCCGCCGGCGGACGUUGCCGGGCGAAGCCCGCGCGGCUCGGCGGCGGCGGGGCCCUUCCCUCCUCCAGCUCGAGCAGGGGCGGCGCGGGCCGUUCGUUCGGGCGGGGACUCGGCGCGGCGCUCGCGCGGGUGCGCGCACCGGCGAGGGUUGCCGUGUUCGGGAUGGCGUGGCGAGGGCGCGCAAGGCGCGGCGCGGGCGCGUUCGGUCUUCGGCGGCGUAGAUCGGACGCUGGAUCGGGAAUCGCAUUGGCGGCGCCCGAUCCAGAUCUGAAGGCUUCCGUCUACUUCAACCAGGGCUGCCUCCGAUGGUCCUGCUUUCGGCGGCCUUUGUCGUCGGAGUUGUACCGGUUUGGCGGCUGGAGGUGGGAGGUGGCUCCGGAGAAAUCCGAGGCCAGCAGUGCUGGUCACGACGGCGGCGACGCCCGAGGGCGCCGUACCCUUCUUGGAGGCGCCGUCCAGAUUGCCUCCUUCCCCUCUUCCUUACACCCAGCUCGUAUGCCGGGCGAAAGCCCAAAUCCAUGCCGGAUUGAGCGACAGCGGCGCUCCGGGCGUCGUCACCUUCUUGGGGGUGUCGUUCUUGGUGAGCUUGGGGUGGAUGUGAUGCUUUGGUUGCUUGGCGGCGGAUUGGUCUUCAGAAGCCCUGCCGGUCUCGGCGGAGCGGUGCUUCAUCCUACUCAUGGAUGGCGGCGUAUCUCGGCGGCGUGGCGCAGUGGAGAUUCGGCGUCCGAUGUGUGGCGAUGGACUCGCGCAGGAGGACGAAGCUGUCUGGUGUCGUGGUGACGUCGAUAGUUGAGUGGCCAGACAAGGUAGAAGCCUCAAUUUGAUCUGAAGACGGACCUGUGGAAGAUGGCGGCGACGA